AUGGCUUCGAAAUCCAACAAACGGAAAGCACCUUCUUCCCAACAGACGAUCGAUCAGAAGCCCAAAACAGUCCGUGAAGAAGCCGUCGAGGAAGUUGAAGAAGAAGAAGAAACCUCCGAUGAUGAUGAAGAAGAAGAAGAAGAGGUUGAAGAAGAAGUCGAAGAAGAGGAAGAAGAAUCAGAGUCCGAAGGCGAAGAAGAAGAAGAAGAAGAAGAAGAAGAAGAGGAGGAGGAGGUGGAGGAGGAGGAGGAAUCAUCGUCCUCCGAUGAAGAGCUAAACGACGACGCCUUCAGACCGUUCGGCGAGAUCGAGGACAGCAAAUUGGUUACCGACAAAAACACAGGGCGAGCCAAAGGCUACGCAUUUGUGGUGUUCAAGACACGUGCCUCUGCCCGGAAGGCUCUCAAGGCUCCUCAGAAGAAGAUUGGGAGCCGGAUGGUCUCGUGCCAGCUGGCAGCCCUCGGACCGCCAGCUGGUGCAGCCACAGCUGCGGACGGUGGUGCCAGCAGCAGAAAGAUGUAUGUUGGAAAUGUCGGACCUCACGUUAGUGUUGAGAAGCUCAGAACCUUUUUCGAGAGGUUUGGCGAGAUUGAGGAAGGUCCGCUUGGGAUGGACCCUGCAACCAAUAAAUUUAAAGGGUUUGCUAUAAUCACGUAUAAAACGUCCGAAGCGUUCAAGAAAGCACUGGAGGAGCCGAUUAAGGUGCUUGAGAAUUGCCAGCUGCACUGCAAGAAGUUUGUGGAGAAUCUGAAUAAGAACAACAACAACAAUGUGGCAAGUCAAAGUGGGGCUUCUACUGCUAGCCAGCCCAUUGCCGAUGCUAGCUAUAGUAGCAUAACGGCUAAUAAUUCUGGGGUUUUGGGAGGUAAUCUGAAUGCAGGCGGGUUUAUGAUGGCACCCAGUGCAGGGCUUGGAUUGGCCGGUAGCCAGAUGCUGGCGGCAGGUUAUAAUCCGGCCAGCCUAGCAGCGGCGGGCUAUAGUCCGGCCAGCCUAGCAGCGGCAGGCUAUAGUCCGGCCAGCCUAGCAGCGGCAGGCUAUAAUCCAGCGAGCCUAGCGGCAGCCUCGGGAUUGAACACGCAAGUUGCUGGAAUGGGCGGUAAUUAUAGCGUGAUUGGGAAUUACGGGUCACAGGCAGCUCUGAACGGGUUGGGAGCCUUUCAAAAUGCUCAAGCUGGGCAGUCUUCGGUUGGCACUGUGGGGACCACAACAACUACUUCACGGGCUUCUGCGAGUGGUGGGUCGGUGCCAAAAACUUUUCCGACCUAUUUUCGCCGUUAA
Striga hermonthica is the source of this 1278-nucleotide messenger RNA. The record is from the annotation of a GenBank genome assembly. NCBI's taxonomy places the organism in Eukaryota, Viridiplantae, Streptophyta, Magnoliopsida, Lamiales, Orobanchaceae.